AUGAUCCAGCGUGAACGUGCGGAGCUCGAAUAUCUCUGCGCUGAUUGUGGGGCUAAGAACCAUAUCGUCCCGAGGCAGCCGAUCAAGUGCAUGGAGUGCGGACAUCGGAUUAUGUAUAAGAAGAGGACUAAGAAGGGUGAGUCAAUAUGA
Messenger RNA from Dacryopinax primogenitus, 150 nucleotides. RefSeq lists its product as uncharacterized. Bases 1 to 150 code for a protein of 49 amino acids. Gene Ontology annotation, cellular component: RNA polymerase I complex; RNA polymerase III complex; RNA polymerase II, core complex. Gene Ontology annotation, biological process: DNA-templated transcription. The transcript is spliced from 2 exons. Gene Ontology annotation, molecular function: DNA binding; DNA-directed RNA polymerase activity; zinc ion binding. The record is from RefSeq and is a predicted model, not a curated record. NCBI's taxonomy places the organism in Eukaryota, Fungi, Basidiomycota, Dacrymycetes, Dacrymycetales, Dacrymycetaceae.